Pyricularia pennisetigena is the source of this 1113-nucleotide messenger RNA. RefSeq lists its product as uncharacterized. Gene Ontology annotation, biological process: aromatic amino acid biosynthetic process. Lineage: Eukaryota; Fungi; Ascomycota; Sordariomycetes; Magnaporthales; Pyriculariaceae. The record is from RefSeq and is a predicted model, not a curated record. Gene Ontology annotation, cellular component: cytoplasm. Gene Ontology annotation, molecular function: 3-deoxy-7-phosphoheptulonate synthase activity. The coding region runs from base 1 to 1113 and encodes 370 amino acids. The transcript is spliced from 4 exons.
AUGUCGUUUUUCAUUCCAAACAAGAAUGUUGGCAACAAGGAGGAGAGUGAAGACUGGAGGAUCCGUGGAUACAACCCCCUCACGUCUCCCGAUCUCCUUCAACAUGAGAUCAGCCAGACCCCCGAGUCUAGGCAGACGGUGAUGCAGGGCCGCGAGGAGGCAGCCGCUGUUGUCAAUGGCAACGACCCCAUGAACAGGUUGCUCGUCAUUGUCGGGCCGUGCUCCAUCCAUGAUCCAGAUGCCGCCCUCCAGUACUGCGACAUGCUCGUCAAGGAGAAGGAGAAGCACAAGGACGAGCUGCUCAUCGUCAUGCGAGCUUACCUGGAAAAGCCCCGGACGACCGUCGGCUGGAAGGGUCUCAUCAACGACCCCGAUAUCGACAACAGCUUCAAGAUCAAUAAGGGUCUUAAGAUGUCCCGCCAACUGUUUGUCGAUCUCACCAGCAAGGGGAUGCCGAUCGCUUCGGAAAUGCUCGACACCAUCUCACCCCAGUUCCUCGCCGACCUCCUAUCAGCAGGCGCAGUCGGCGCCCGCACCACCGAGAGCCAGCUCCACCGCGAACUGGCCUCGGGCCUGUCGUUCCCCGUCGGCUUCAAGAACGGCACCGACGGCACGCUGGGCGUCGCCAUCGACGCCAUCGGUGCUGUCAAGCACCCCCACCACUUCCUGUCGGUGACCAAGCCGGGCGUCGUCGCCAUCGUGGGCACCGUCGGCAACGAGGACUGCUUUGUCAUCCUGCGCGGCGGCAAGAAGGGCACCAACUACGACGCCAAGAGCAUCGGCGAGGCCAAGGAGGCCUUGGUCAAGGCCGGGCUCAGGCCGCGCCUCAUGGUUGACUGCAGCCACGGCAACUCGCUCAAGGACCACCGCAACCAGCCCAAGGUCGCCCACGAGCUGGCCGAGCAGAUCAAGACGGGCGAGGACGCCAUCAUGGGUGUCAUGAUCGAGAGCAACAUCAACGAGGGCAAUCAGAAGGUGCCCAAGGAGGGCAAGGCCGGGUUGAAGUACGGUGUCAGCAUCACGGAUGCAUGCAUCUCAUGGCAGGACACUGUUGCAGUGCUUGAUGAACUCGCAGCUGCUGUCAAGCAGAGGCGGGAGGCUGCGCAAAAGUGA